AUGGCCAACGGUAGCAAGAGCAAAGAAUUACCGGUUGUGAUUAUAGGAGCGGGUAUUUCAGGAAUAUGUAUGGCAGUUGACCUAAUACGUCGUAAUGGGACUCGAAAUUUCAUCAUACUUGAAAAGGCGAGCGAGGCUGGAGGCACCUGGAAGGACAAUCCAUGGAGCCAUCUAUAUUCAUUUUCGUUUAAUCCAAAUCCAGAUUGGAUGAGCAGUUUUGCUGCACGGGGAGAGAUCCACGCGUACCUUAUCAACACUAUUCGCCGGUGGGAUCUUUUUAAGCACAUUGUGUUCAAUACUACCGUUGAAAGUGCCGAAUGGAAUGGUGCCGGUAAGGUAUGGCGGAUAGCAGUCACACCUACGAGAAUUGAUAAGGAAACUGAGUGCCACCAAGAGACAAUCAUCACUCCUUUUCUUGUUCCAGCCGUGGGACAGCUCAACGUACCAUUCAUCCCCAAUAUCUCUGGGCUUGAUGACUUCAAAGGAAAGCUCAUGCAUUCUUCCAGAUGGGAUCAAAGUCAAGAACUCAAAGGCAAAAGGAUUGCUAUCAUCGGAAACGGAGCAACAGGCAUUCAGUUAAUUCCAGAAAUCGCGAAAGUUGCAUCGCAUCUUACAGUCUUUCAACGCACGCCUAAUUGGGUUUUACCAAAAAAUAACCAGGAUAUUUCUCUUACCCAAAGGCUGAUAUAUAGAUUCUUCCCACAAGUUCGUCAGCGUUAUCGAGAGAGAUUAAUGAUCUCUCAAGACCAGGUUCAUGAGAUGAUCGUCAGUGAAGAAGUCCGCAACAUUGUGAGGAAUAUCAGUCUGGAUAUGAUGAAACAUCAAAUCCCAGAUAAUGAGAAGUUGCGCGACAGACUGACCCCUAAUUACCCGUAUGGAUGCAAAAGGGUCCUCUUGAGCGAUGCAUUUUUUCCUACCAUGAAUCGACCGAAUGUUACGUUAGAAACCAGGCCAGUGGAUUGCAUAACUUCAAGCGGUAUUCUUAUCGACGGCGAAGAAUUUGAUUUUGACAUCAUAAUUCUAGCCACUGGGUUUCGUACAACAGAAUUUAUGCAUGACAUCAAUAUAGUAGGCAUCGAUGGAAGACACAUCAGAGAUAUCUGGCGUCAAGGGGGUCGUGCUUACCUUGGAAUGACGGUCGAAUUUCUUCCAAACUUUGCCAUGCUUUACGGGCCCAAUUCGAAUCUUAGCCAUUCGUCCGUGAUCCUGAUGAUCGAGGCGCAAGCUCGGUAUAUCAGCGCCAUGAUCGAGGCUGUGCAGUGGGCAGUAGCAAAGGCUGGAAAGCUCGUCUUGACCGUAAAAUUAGAGAGAAUAGAAGCUUUUAACGAGGAGUUGCAGCUACAGCUUCGCGAGACGGUUUUCGCACAUCCUGGCUGUCAUAGUUGGUAUAAAACGAAAGACAACAUUGUGACUAACAAUUGGCCCGGAAGAGCAGCAGAAUACCAGCAGUUAUUGACGACUAUGAAUUGGAACGACUAUGAAGUAUCUGGGACUUGGCCUAAGGGUUCCUCAAAGACAGCCAUUUAUGAAGAUGAUGUCUUCCGUUAUCACAUGAUGUCGGAUUUCAUGGAGAAUCCUGUCAAUCCAUAUCAUCUUACUUAG
This is a messenger RNA of Sclerotinia borealis F-4128, 1602 nucleotides long. NCBI's taxonomy places the organism in Eukaryota, Fungi, Ascomycota, Leotiomycetes, Helotiales, Sclerotiniaceae. The record is from the annotation of a GenBank genome assembly.